GUAAACUAGUGAGGAAGAGAAGUUCUAGGUCUCCCAUUAUCCUCGACUGACCCUCUCACCUCCGUGCUCCGGUGCAUUUACGUUUUUACUCCGGCGCCGGGAAUGUGGAUUACGGAUCACCAUUAACAACGUAAAAGCUCUACUGAUACUGCCUUUUGGUUGUCUAUUUGCCUCAACUCUUAACUGUUAGAACCGAUCUGGAGUUAGCCUUCUCUUUCUCUUAAAUGCUUUCCGGGACCAACCCCGGCCGGCGAUCUCUUCGGAGGAUAAAGAACAUACAAACUUCAUUCAAGAAUUAACUCCCUUACCUGUAUCUACUUUAGUUGUGCUUUUGGUUGCACAACAUAAGGAUUGUCUUUCCAGCUUGACUCUGAAUAUACGGAGGGAGUUCUUGUCUUUCUUCGAACAUCAUGGAUCUUACAUGGCUGAGUGCCAUUAUAGUUGGAGCAGGCUGUCUUGCAUUGGGUUAUUGUAUUGGUACACGUCGGCGUUUUUAUCUCUUUGUCUCAGCCAGAGCUUCCAAAGAAAAUGCAGUUGUACAUGGAAAUAAGAAGAAUAAGGCUAAAGAAUCCCUUGAGAUUGAAAAGUUAGCUGAUAUUCUAGAAGAUUUUAAAAUGGUUUUGGUUGUGAGGAACGAUCUUAAAAUGGGAAAAGGAAAAAUUGCUGCCCAAUGCAGUCAUGCUACUUUGGGUCUCUAUAAGAAGGUCCUUCACAGAGCACCAAAAGCCUUGAACAGAUGGGAGAAUUGUGCUCAGCCGAAGGUGGUUCUGAAAAUUGAAAGCGAGGAAGAGAUGCUACUUUUGCAGGAGAGAGCAAAAUCACUCAAGUUACCAACUCAUAUUACAAUUGAUGCGGGAAGAACGCAGAUUGCACCAAAUUCAAGGACGGUGAUGGCUAUUCUUGGACCUGUUGAAGUGGUUGACGAUGUAACUGGUGAACUGAAGCUUUGUAGCCACUUCUCAAAUUAAACUCACUAUUGGCAGAUUGGAGAUUAUGUCUGUUGAAGGGAAUUUUGGCGUUCACCAAACAUUCAUGUUUAAUCCUCACGUUUUCUUCAAUUGCCACUUUUUAUGAUGGCGAAAAUUCAUUUAUGGGACCAUUGACUUUAUGACAGUGGAACUAUAGAAUGUAACUUUGACAAUACGAUGACGUUUUCUUUUUGGUAUUUGCAAAUGGUUUCUUGGAGGUUUAUAAAUCAGAUUCCAUUCAGGGAGAAACUUGAAUGUAGAAUGAUGUUUUACAGUA
Messenger RNA from Carica papaya (papaya), 1245 nucleotides. RefSeq names its product Peptidyl-tRNA hydrolase II (PTH2) family protein. Gene Ontology annotation, molecular function: peptidyl-tRNA hydrolase activity. The record is from RefSeq and is a predicted model, not a curated record. Gene Ontology annotation, cellular component: mitochondrion; cytosol. NCBI's taxonomy places the organism in Eukaryota, Viridiplantae, Streptophyta, Magnoliopsida, Brassicales, Caricaceae.